AUGGCGUCGGAGGCCGAGCUCGUGACGCGCGUGGACGCGAACGAGGCGCGAACGACGGACGAAGACGCGCGUGCGUCGCUAUUGCGUUGGUACGACGCGAAUAAGCGCUCGCUACCGUGGCGAAGACGAGGGAAACAACGCAAAUGGAUUAAGAUUGAGGCGCUCGCGGAGGACGCGGCGACGCCCGAUGAUCAGUACGCGUACGGUAUACUGGUGUCGGAAAUUAUGAGUCAACAGACGCAAAUCGAACGUGUCGCCGAGUACUGGCGGCGAUGGACCGCGCGAUGGCCCACGGCGGAAGCGCUCGCGGAGGCUACGAUCGAGGAAGUGAACGAGGAGUGGGCUGGGUUGGGAUACUAUCGCCGCGCGAAGUUUUUGUUGAACGGCGCGAUUUAUGUGCGGGAUGCGCUGAAAGGGAAGUACCCGCGAGACGUCGAGGGAUUGUCGAAGAUUCCGGGCGUCGGCCCGUACACGGCGAGCGCGGUGGCGAGCAUCGCGUUCGGCGCGAAGACGGCGGCGGUGGACGGGAACGUGUAUCGCGUUAUCACUCGGGCGAAGAUGAUCAAGGGUGAUCCACUCAAAGGCGACGCCGCGAAAGAGAUUCGACGCGUCGCGGAUGCAUUCGUGGACGCCGAGCGCCCUGGCGACUUCAACCAAGCGAUGAUGGAGCUCGGCGCGAUGGUUUGCGCUCCGCAGAAUCCCAAGUGCGAUUCGUGCCCGAUAUCGAUGUGGUGC
Messenger RNA from Ostreococcus lucimarinus CCE9901, 735 nucleotides. RefSeq lists its product with no specific name. Lineage: Eukaryota; Viridiplantae; Chlorophyta; Mamiellophyceae; Mamiellales; Bathycoccaceae. The annotation marks the transcript as partial. The transcript is spliced from 2 exons. Gene Ontology annotation, biological process: mismatch repair; base-excision repair. The record is from RefSeq and is a predicted model, not a curated record. Gene Ontology annotation, cellular component: nucleus. Gene Ontology annotation, molecular function: 8-oxo-7,8-dihydroguanine DNA N-glycosylase activity; adenine/guanine mispair binding; purine-specific mismatch base pair DNA N-glycosylase activity.